CGGGCCUCUACUUUUGGGGGCAGCCUUUAUUAAACAAACGGCACUUCUUCCCCUGCAGGCGCUGCCUCCUCUGUCGGUCCCAAUUCCUAUGACUCCUUACUAUCUGGUGUCGUAGCUGAGUGCAUGUUGAAACCAUGGCAAUCCCGUCGUCCAUCACUGCCACCCUGAUCACCCUUCUCCUCCUUCCCAUCCUCUUGGCCCUGAAGCGGCUUUACUUCCACCCGCUAUCUCGGUACAAUGGACCGCUUCUUUGGGCAUUAACCCGUGUGCCGUAUAUGCUGGCAUUCCGGAAUGGCAAGUUAGCACAUAAAAUAAAGUCUUUUCACGACGUUUAUGGCGAGACCGUCCGCGUUGCCCCGAAUGAGGUGUCCUUCAUCAACCCCGACACUGUCAAAGACAUCUAUCAGCGCAGACCGAGCGGCGGCGGUUUCAAGUCACUUCCUAAAGAUCCCAUCCGCCAGGCACCUCCAAGGCCAGGGCAGCCCAUUAGCAUCCUCGAUGCGGGCGAUUCUGACCACACACGACUCCGCAAGGCCUAUGCGGCCGCCUUCAGCAGCCAGGCCUUAAGCGCCCAGGAGCCGCUCGUUGCCAGCUACGUCGACAAGAUGAUCACCCAAAUGCAGUCCCAGAGCGAACUAGCUACAAAGAAGGUUGAUCUACAAGAGUGGAUCAGCUUCUGCACCUUUGAUAUCGUCUGCAAAUUAAGCUUCGGCGAAGAUUUCGCCUGUUUGGACAAUCAACGCUACCACGAAUGGGUGGGCCAACUCGUCUACUCGCUCAAAGCCAAAGUCCAGCUAGCCUCCUGCCGCUUCUAUCCCUGGUUGUUCAACUACCUUGUCAAGCGCCUACCCAAGUCUGCGGGUGUCCUCAUGGCCCAGCACCAAGCCACAACCAAGGAAAAGGUGAAGCGCCGGUUACAGCAGCUGGACAGCGAUGCCAGUGCUGAAGGCAAUGAUGCCGCAGGGGUUACUAGGCCGGAUUUCCUAGCACAUCUUGUGCAGCAGCAAUCCCGCCGGGAAAUUUCCGAAGGGGAGAUGGUAGUGAACGCCGCAACUCUCAUCGUUGCUGGGAGCCACACCCUUCAAACCGCCAUCACUGGUAUUCUAUUUCACCUCCUUCGGAAUCCAACAAUAAUGGAUCGCGUGACGAGCGAGGUGCGCAGUGCAUUUCUCUCUGCCGACCAGAUAAAUGUGUCCACCCUGCUCAGGCUGCCCAUACUAGAAGCAGCGAUCAAGGAAGGCAUCCGUCUCACCUCCCCCGUGCCCCUGGGGUUGACUCGACUGGUUCCCAUUGGGGGCCAUACCAUCAACGGGGAAUAUUUCCCAGAGGGAGUAAGUCACUUUUGUCUGCACUUUUCUCAUUACUUGCGUGUCUAAUUUAGCCCGGAGCGGGGACAUGAGAUAACAGACUCAUAGAAGCUAACGAUGAAUUACAGACUGUUGUCUCCUACAUGCAAUGGGCUGCCAAUGUCUCCCCACAGAACUAUACCGACCCUCAGGCCUUCCACCUUGAGCGCUGGCUCAACUCGCGCCCGCAGGCUUUAUCUCCGCAAGAUGACCCUUUUGAAAAGGAC
Molecule: messenger RNA, 1573 nt
Organism: Aspergillus piperis CBS 112811
Lineage: Eukaryota; Fungi; Ascomycota; Eurotiomycetes; Eurotiales; Aspergillaceae
Product: cytochrome P450
Exons: 2
Coding region: 135-1376 (413 amino acids)
Molecular function (GO): heme binding; monooxygenase activity; iron ion binding
Source: RefSeq, a predicted model, not a curated record